AUGGCCGCAAAGUCGCGAUUCACGAGGCUAGACGCCUUUGCUAAGACAGUCGAAGAUGCGCGCAUUCGCACUAACUCCGGCGGCAUCAUCACCAUAGCUUCGUUGCUGGUGGUGCUAUGGCUUGUGUGGGGAGAAUGGGCGGACUAUCGCCGGAUUGUGGUCCAGCCAGAGCUGAUUGUUGACAAGUCAAGAGGAGAGAGGAUGGAGAUCCAUUUGAAUAUGACAUUCCCGCGGCUGCCUUGCGAGCUCUUGACGUUGGAUGUUAUGGAUGUGUCUGGUGAAAUGCAGGUUGGCGUGGCGCACGGUGUGAGCAAGGUCCGUCUAGGCCCGGUUGCGGAAGGAGGUCGAGUGAUCGAUGUCCAAGCUCUCGACUUACACUCUCCAGCUGAUGCUGCCGCGCACCUGGACCCGGAUUACUGUGGCGAGUGUUAUGGAGCGGAUGCGCCCCCUAAUGCGUUGAAGGCAGGCUGCUGUAACACCUGUGAUGAAGUGCGAGAGGCAUAUGCGACCAAGCAAUGGGCGUUUGGAAUUGGUGAGAAUGUGGAGCAGUGUACGCGCGAGGGAUAUGGCGAAAAGCUGCUGGCCCAGCGGCGAGAGGGUUGCCGCGUUGAGGGCGUCCUGCGAGUCAACAAGGUGGUGGGCAACUUCCACAUUGCGCCGGGGCGCAGCUACACAAGCGGCAAUAUGCAUGCGCACGAUAUGGACAAUUAUUUCAUGCGAGAUGCGCCAACUCCGGAACAUCACACUAUGACCCACGAGAUCCAUGAGCUUCGAUUUGGACCUCAGCUUCCUGCCGAGCUUGCGGACCGCUGGCAGUGGACCGACCAUCACCACACCAACCCGUUGGAUGAUACCAAGCAGUCCACAGAGGAGCCUGCUUUCAACUUCAUGUAUUUCAUCAAGGUUGUCUCGACUUCCUAUCUUCCCCUCGGCUGGGAUCCGACUUUCUCGUCUGCCAUCCAUACCGCCUAUGAUAAGGCGCCUCUUGGCUCCCACGGCCUUGCCUACGGUGCUCAGGGCAGCAUCGAGGCCCACCAGUACUCUGUGACCUCCCACAAGCGUCCGCUCGUGGGCGGCGACGAUGCUGCUGAGGGUCAUAAGGAGCGCAUGCACGCCGCUGGUGGUAUUCCCGGUGUCUUCUUCAACUAUGAUAUCUCUCCCAUGAAGGUCAUCAACCGCGAGACUCGACCUAAGACUUUCAUCAACUUCUUGACCGGGGUUUGUGCCAUUAUUGGUGGCACCCUGACUGUGGCCGCGGCUCUGGACCGCGGUCUCUACGAAGGUGGCAUGCGUAUCAAGAAGUUGCACUCCAACUGA
Messenger RNA from Penicillium canariense, 1317 nucleotides. Its product is annotated as retrograde cargo receptor ERV46. Gene Ontology annotation, biological process: endoplasmic reticulum to Golgi vesicle-mediated transport; retrograde vesicle-mediated transport, Golgi to endoplasmic reticulum. The transcript is spliced from 3 exons. The record is from RefSeq and is a predicted model, not a curated record. The coding region runs from base 1 to 1317 and encodes 438 amino acids. Gene Ontology annotation, cellular component: Golgi membrane; endoplasmic reticulum; COPII-coated ER to Golgi transport vesicle. NCBI's taxonomy places the organism in Eukaryota, Fungi, Ascomycota, Eurotiomycetes, Eurotiales, Aspergillaceae.